Molecule: messenger RNA, 1586 nt
Organism: Sesamum indicum (sesame)
Lineage: Eukaryota; Viridiplantae; Streptophyta; Magnoliopsida; Lamiales; Pedaliaceae
Product: short-chain dehydrogenase virD-like
Cellular component (GO): endoplasmic reticulum
Molecular function (GO): oxidoreductase activity
Source: RefSeq, a predicted model, not a curated record
CCCAUCUUGGCACAUUAAUUUCAUAGAUGGAGCUUGGCUUUCUUCCGAUUGGAUGCGAAUUUGCUGUCUUAUCGUGUUUGUGACCAGUUUAUCUCAUUAAAAAUUUGGGUAGUUUGCCGUUUGAGUCAACGAUUUGAAACACAAAAAGUAAUAUUGUGAAACAACUAAAAUUCUGGAACAUAACAAUACUCUUUCACCAUAUUAUAAUUUAACACCUUUAUAAAAUGAUUUUUAAUUUUUAACGGCGGAAGUACAUGAGUUGGUCCUGAAUUUUCCGUUGGAUAUCUCCAUUAGUGGCGGACUACCAAAUAGAAUAGCCCACCAAGAGCAGAAAACCUUAAAUGCAUUUUGCUAUCUUGUAAAAGAUACUACUGCAUAGAAAACUGUCUUAGGAAUUCUUUAUCAAGAACUAUAAAGGGAAUAAUUCAACAGUAGGCUGUCUUGUCUUUCACCACAUAAAAUUUUGAUCAAUCCGAAACCGCAGCCGGCCAGCCAAGCAUAACUGCGGAAUAUUCUUGAAGUUGAGCUCUAAACUACAAACACAAUAAACAUAGUGGAAUUUGUAGUUAUAUAUCUCCCAAGGAUCAUAGAACGAAGAAGCAAAGGCAAAAAAUGAGUGAUCGUAAGGUUGUUUUGAUCACCGGUUGUGCAAAAGGCGGCAUUGGCUACGAAUACUGCAAGGCAUUCGCCGAGCAAAACUGUAACGUCUUCGCAUCGGACAUCCCCCAACGGAUGUCAGAUCUUGCUGACCUGCAAGACGAACAAGUAGAGACGCUAGAGCUCGAUGUCUCGUCAGAUGAAAGUGUCGCAAAGGCUGUAGACUUUGUGAUGUCCCGAUGUGGAAAGAUCGAUAUCCUAAUCAACAAUGCCGGGAUAGGAAGCACCGGGCCUUUAGCUGAACUUCCACUUGACGUGAUUAAAAGGGCGUACGAGAUCAAUGCGUUGGGGCAGCUGCGAAUGGUGCAGGGAGUGGUGCCCCACAUGGUGGCGCGAGGAGGUGGAAGCAUAGUCAAUAUAGGGAGUGUUGUUGGCAAAGUACCGACCCCAUGGGCGGGGUCAUAUUGUGCUAGCAAGGGGUAUGUGCAUGCGAUGUCGCAUGCACUUAGAGUCGAGCUCAAGCCAUUUAAUAUCAACGUCGUGUUGGUGUAUCCCGGAGCCAUAAGAUCUAAUCUUGGGAGCAAUAAUAUUGAUAGAUUGAAGGAUUAUGAUUGGAGGAUUUACAAGAAUUUCAGGGACGCUAUAGCAGAGAGAGCCAGGGCAUCGCAGAGUGGUAAGUCCACGGAGGCGACGGUCUUCGCCAGGCAUGUAGCCAGUAGAGUCCUGAGUUCGAGUCCACCGAAAACAAUCACCUCUGGUCACAUGACGGGAUUGUUCAACUUUCUUUCGUGGUCUCCGCUUUGGGUAAGAGAUUUAUUUUUCACGAAACGAUUGAUGAAGUUAAACAAGAUGGUUGUGUAAGGUACGCAUCAGUCCUUCUCUUGAUGUUGUAAUUUGGAUCAUUCUCCAUGUUAUAUGUAUUUUUUCAUUACAAAAAUAAAUGCGCAAUAUUCCGGAAACAUCAAGUAAUAUUUUAUUCAGCAAAUUCA